AGUUACCCAUUAACUUGUCCUUAUGGGAAGCAGCUUCAGAGCACACCUCGUUCAACCUUUGAACAAUAUUUCUCCAUUUUACAGACAAAGCAAAGGAAUAUGUAGUUAAGGCUGACGUGAAAUGUGAGAGUGGACAGACAGCAGGUGAACUCGCUGAAGCUAAAAGGAAACUACACAGACAGGUGAUCAGCCUCAUUUAACUGCAGCAAGAGGACACUGGCUCAUAUUUCAACUCAUACAUAUGGUGAUAAUGCUGCCACCAGCUUUCAUUUGUUACUGAACUGAUGAGUCCCCUGUCAACCAACCUUGCCACCUAGUGGAGCUCUGACGGUUUUACUCCCUCCUGGUCAACAGAUUUCUUCCAGACAACUACCUCCCUCAUCUGGGGAGAUGCCUGCCCUGCAACGUUUCCCCCAGAUCCCAUUUAUUUUUUACCUGCUGAAGACAAUACACCACUAACCAGCUUUGUACAUUACCAAACUUCAGUUACAGGAGUUCAAGAGUCUGCUGGAUCUUGUAGAAAGAGAAGCUCCCAAUUAGCAGGUCACAAAAAACUGACAUAUGUGUGAUAUACACCCAUGAUCCAUGGUUUCAUGCUAGAGUUAAUGGUGCCCCAAAGCAAGAGACAGGUCUCAUCCAACAGGAGGCAAACUGAGCCACACAGGAGAAGUCACACCUCAAAAAAGACUGCACAAACAAGAGCAAAGCCAGAUGGAACUAUCAUCAAAUAGGACACCCUCUACAGCUACACCAAUAGUAACACAAAAUGACACGUUGACAAGCCAGAGUGGGAAAUAUACCUCUCACAACUGGGAGUUCCUGGUGGCCGUCCUGGUCACAGCCAUCUCUGUCUCCAUUCUCAUCACCAUUCUGGCUAAAUGCCAGGUGGUUCGGCGUUACCUGGCCAGCUACAGGCACACACGGCUGAGGGAGACAGACACUGUUAACCAGUGCGACCCGUCAGAGCUGGAGGUGGAAUUUGCCAUGCAUGGGGGACGUGGAAUAAACCCUCACUGUAUCCCUCCUGUGAGCGAGGAGGAUGAUGAUGGCUUCAUUGAGGACAACUACAUCCCGGCCAGUGAGAGAGCGAGGGCUGAAAGAGCAGCGGAGAACAUGGAGGACACAAUGGAAGAGAUGGAUGAAAUUGAAUUUACCAUCACUUAGUAGGACUGUCUCUACACCUCCUCGGCUGUAUAAACCACCUUGAGACACCAAUUCUGCUCCCACCUUUUCUUUAUUGUUCUAUUGUUGUUGUUGUUUUUUUGAGUAAGUUUCAUAUUAUCAAUCAUGAAAUGGGUACUUGGUAAACAUUGGUUAAGUUCAGGAAAGCAUAAAACUGUAAAUACCAGUGCUCAAGAGCAUCGUAAUGUUAAGGCAGCACAGCAUUGCUUAAUGCAAGGUGCAUUAUUAUGACAGUAGCUCUCAAUGUGCAAUCUGAUCAUCCACAAAAGAGAAUUUCAGAAUAUACUGACGAUACAAUUGUAGUACAAUAAAUAUAAGUCAUUUUUGUCAUGCCUUAUUUGUCACUAUACUGACAACAGUAACAGUGAUAGUCAUAAUAUGUUUCUUAGUUAUAAGUGAUAAUCAAAGGAAUCAAAUUUUGGCAUGUAUGAGAGCUGUAAGACCGUGGUGAGGUGUGCUGUAGGUGUGACAGAGGAGUUCAAGGUGGAGGUGGGUCUGCAUCAAGGAUCGGCUCUGAGCCCCUUCUUGUUUGCUCUGGUGAUGGACAGGCUGACAGAUGAGGUUAGACAGGAAUCUCCAUGGACUAUGAUGUUUGCGGAUGACAUUGUGAUUUCUAGUGAGAAUGAAGCUUAGCCGCAGUAAGACAGAAUACAUGUGCGUCAAUGAGAGGGACCCAGGUGAAACGGUGAGGUUACAGGGAGCAGAGGUGAAGAAGGUGCAGGACUUUAAGUACUUAGGGUCAACGGUUCAGAGCAAUGGAGACUGUGGAAAAGAGGUGAAGAGGCAAGUGCAAGCAGGUUGGAACACUUGGAAAAGUGUCAGGUGUGUUGUGUGAUAAAAGAGUAUCAGCAAGAAUGAAAGGAAAGGUGUUCAAGACGGUGGUGAGACCAGCGAUGUUGUACAGCUUAGAGACAGUGGCACUGAAGAAAAGACAAGAGGCAGAGCUGGAGGUAGCAGAGCUUAAGAUGUUGAGGUUCUCUUUGGGAGUGACGAGGAUGGACAGGAUCAGGAAUGAGCAGAUCAGAGGGACAGCUCAUGUUAGAUGUUUCGGAGAUAAAGUCAGAGAGGCCAGAUUGAGGUGGUUUGGACAUGUUCAGAGGAGAGACUGUGAAUAUACUGGUAGAAGGAUGCUGAGGUUGUAGCUGCCAGGCAGGAGGUCUAGAGGAAGACCAAAGAGGAGAUUUAUGGAUGUAGUGAGAGAGGACAUGAAAUUAAUGGGUGUGAGUGAAGAGGAUGCAGAGGACAGGGUUAGAUGGAGGCACACGAUUCGCUGUGGCGACCCCUGAAAGGGAACAGCUGAAAGGAAAAGAAGAAAGGAAUCAAAUUUUGGCCUGACACAGCAAGGCUUUCUGGGGUUUUUCUUAAAAGAGUGAAAAAGAGAUCAAAGGGUCUUCUGUAAAUAUGAAUGUUAACCAAUCACAUUUGUAUCUGUUGACAGUUUUUGGCUGACUUUAUUGGUUGAUUGAUUAGUUGACUUGAUAGCACAGGUUAUGCAAAAUAUCUCUGUGUGCUUCAGACCGUUGUGCUGAAUGUAAACAGGAACAUUUCACUUUGCACUGUCAUGUUUUGUUAGCAACACAUUAGCAAAGGUGUUGAUGCAAUAUGCAUGGAUGUAUAAUAUGCUUGGAGACCAAUGUGGCCUUUAAUUAAAAGCUUUUUCAAAUGUU
Molecule: messenger RNA, 2849 nt
Organism: Siniperca chuatsi (mandarin fish)
Lineage: Eukaryota; Metazoa; Chordata; Actinopteri; Centrarchiformes; Sinipercidae
Gene: lg6h1orf210
Product: linkage group 6 C1orf210 homolog
Exons: 4
Coding region: 712-1164 (150 amino acids)
Source: RefSeq, a predicted model, not a curated record